GCAUGUGUGUGUGUAAGUGAGUGAGACAGACAGAGAGAGAAACGGAGAGAAGCAGCACAGAAUGCUUUACUCCUUUUCAGAUGAGGUUGUGUUAAGGUUGUCUGUCUUGUUUUCUUUGUUUUGUAAAAACAAAAUAUUAGAUUAGAAGGUUCUUUCAAUUUAGUUAUUUUGUAUUCCCCAAAAGCAUUUGCAGGAGCAAGAGACGAAGAAAAAAAAAAAAAAAAAAAACAAGUGAAGAAUCUGUACAGAGUGGGACUCGGUACACUUGACAGGCUUUCAGGCCACCAGCAGGAUAUCUGACUGAUAAACAGAGUGUGUAAAUGACUGUGUCAAGGCAAAGAGAGAAAGAUGGAACAUAUAAGACAUGCCGAGAAGAAGGGACGUCCUGGCACUCUUUUUGAUUUUGUUACCGUGGACUUUAUUGAUCACAUUUUGGCACCAGCGCGCUGUCAACUCCUUGAUUCCAGUUCCUAAAGAUAACAGAACUAGGGCCAGUAAAUCUCACCAAAGAGGCUUUCGACUUUAUGAGUCCUGCGUCACGGAGAACAAGCGCAUCACUAAGACCAACCAGAUGAGGUACAUCCACCAGCGACCUCCGCCCUGGUCUGACACAUUGCCAACUCUUCACGUAAUAACGCCAACCUACAGCAGACCCGUCCAGAAGGCCGAGUUGACCCGCCUCACUAACACCUUCCUACACGUCCCCAACCUUCACUGGCUGGUGGUGGAGGACUCUGCGCAGAAGACGGCACUGAUGUCCAGACUGCUGGAGAACACGGGACUGAAUUACACUCACUUAAAUGUAGAGACGCCAGAGAAUCUCAAGACACAAAAGAAGCCCAGAAAUGCACGUAUCCCACGAGGCACCAUGCAGAGGAACCUGGCUCUCCGCUGGCUCAGGGAGAACAUCGACCCAAACUCCAGUCAUAAAGGAGUCGUGUAUUUUGCAGAUGAUGACAAUACUUACAGCUUGGAGCUGUUCGAGGAGAUGCGUUGGACUCGUAAAGUGUCAGUCUGGCCAGUCGCCUUUGUUGGAGGUCUCCGGUAUGAAUCACCCAAAAUUAACUCUCAAGGCAAAGUGUUCGGCUGGAAGACGGUGUUUGACCCUCAACGACCUUUUGGCAUCGACAUGGCUGGGUUUGCCGUGAACCUUCAGCUCAUCCUCAGCAAACCUCAAGCCUACUUCAAGUUAAAAGGGGUAAAAGGUGGAUACCAGGAAAGUAGUCUGCUACAGGAUCUGGUCACCCUGGGUGACCUGGAACCCAAAGCCGCUAACUGUACAAAGAUACUGGUUUGGCAUACCCGGACAGAAAGACCCUUGCUUAGGAAUGAAGGAAAAAAGGGAUUCACGAAUGGCAGCAUGGAAGUAUGAUGAACUGCUUUCAUA
Messenger RNA from Cyprinus carpio (common carp), 1387 nucleotides. It is a transcript of the gene b3gat1b, whose product is annotated as beta-1,3-glucuronyltransferase 1 (glucuronosyltransferase P) b. Gene Ontology annotation, biological process: chondroitin sulfate proteoglycan biosynthetic process; carbohydrate metabolic process. Gene Ontology annotation, cellular component: Golgi membrane. NCBI's taxonomy places the organism in Eukaryota, Metazoa, Chordata, Actinopteri, Cypriniformes, Cyprinidae. Gene Ontology annotation, molecular function: galactosylgalactosylxylosylprotein 3-beta-glucuronosyltransferase activity. The record is from RefSeq and is a predicted model, not a curated record.